Danio rerio (zebrafish) is the source of this 1254-nucleotide messenger RNA. NCBI's taxonomy places the organism in Eukaryota, Metazoa, Chordata, Actinopteri, Cypriniformes, Danionidae. The record is from RefSeq and is a predicted model, not a curated record.
CAGCUUCUUCUUCCUGAGUGUAAACCCUGCAGGCGUGGCUGCAGGUAAUCACUGUACUGAGACACAUCACAGCAACACACGCAGAUUAAAGGACGCUGCUGGCGGCGUCCGUUUUAAUCUACAAACAAGAGACCAGAGCCCUCUAGCAUUGCAGGAAGUUGUGUUUAUGGCUGCAGGUGUUUUUCAAAACACCAUUGUAUGAGAGGUGAUGUCAUGUUGGAACACUAUGGCAGCAACAGACACAAAAAAAGCCACACCCAAAGUCCUCAGAUCACAUGCUCUGUGUGUUUACAGAGCGAUACUAGUUCGUUGAAAAAAUAUUAAGUCACGUGAGGCAACACGAAAAAAAAAGAGGGCAGGGCGAAAUAACAAAGUCCUCUUGCUCCACACAAACAAAAUCAAGAACCGCAGCUGAGAAAGGAAGUGGAAAAGUGGAAUAUACAGUAGGCAAAUGAAUGGAUGAAUUAGUUUCAUCAAUAUGAUCUCACACCUUGCAGGACACAAUGGUGGAAGAAACUAGACAGCAGAAAAACGCCACAACCCUGCAGGCUGGACCUGCUGAGGUUGACCACAGUAAUCUCUAUGCAUUCAAUAUGAGAGUCACCCAGACUAUCGGACGACAGCUGGCUCAAAUAGGGGACGAAAUGGACAAUAAAUGGCGCCAAGAACCGCCUGUCCCAUGGCAGAACCUGAAUUUCGGGAUUUAUCCUUAUGUCCUAAGUAGGAGAGUGUUCUCUGGAAGAAUCCUCGCUAAUCUUUGGGGGUCUAAGAUUAUGCCGAUAUUCAGGACGUCCUGGUUGCUUCCACAGCUUCAAAAUGGCUGUCAGGAGGCUAGAAAGUGGGCAGCUUGGGUGUCCAACUUGCAUGUUUCUGACUGGUCUCGCAGCACUACAUACACCCUGGCAUCUGCUUUACUACUGGUCACUGUGUCUAUCUUCCUUGUAAACUGGAAUGAGUAUGAAGGCUGAAUGUGACAGAGGGGUCAAGAGCUGGUCUUUGGCUCAAAUUUAACCAAUCCUGUUUUAUUUUAAUUUUUGUUUUGUUUUUUAAAGAAAUCGCUUAUUUUGCAUUCUCUUUUAUAACUAUGAAGUAAAUUUUUGCAAGAAGUUUAAGACUGUUCUCUUUGUUUGUUUAUUUGUUGGGUCUAUUUCUGGAAAAUUGGGCCAAUGAAUUAUUACCUCUUCCUAUAAAAGUUCUACUAAAGGAAGCUGGACUUUCCAAAACACCAAAUGCAAUAAAAAAUGUUUAAAAAAA